Penicillium cinerascens is the source of this 3381-nucleotide messenger RNA. Its product is annotated as GPI inositol-deacylase. The transcript is spliced from 3 exons. Lineage: Eukaryota; Fungi; Ascomycota; Eurotiomycetes; Eurotiales; Aspergillaceae. Bases 1 to 3381 code for a protein of 1126 amino acids. Gene Ontology annotation, molecular function: phosphatidylinositol deacylase activity. Gene Ontology annotation, biological process: GPI anchor metabolic process; endoplasmic reticulum to Golgi vesicle-mediated transport. Gene Ontology annotation, cellular component: endoplasmic reticulum. The record is from RefSeq and is a predicted model, not a curated record.
AUGCACAGACGCUCGUCUGGCUCCCCUGUCGCGGACGACACUGAAGAUUCCCCGACUCGAUCUCCAGAGGACCAUGGCAAUGCCAUCGAGACGAACGACAAAUCUCGGUCGCAAAUAGCCAGGCACGGCACCAGUUUCGAUCUUCGUCGCGAUAACGGUUCCUCGAAUCCGCGCUCGCGGAAUUCGAGCCUCUGGCGCACCCCCUCGUCCCAACCCUCCUCCAACGAUACCAAAACUAUGCCAUUGGGCUCGCCCCGGCUUCCUAUGGAAGCUCCCUCUUCCGAUGGCCGUCGCGCGCGCCAGUCUCGUCUGCGCAGUCCUUGGUCCAUUUCCAUCCUCACGGCAUUCACCACCGUUGCCGCCGUCGCGUUUCUCUUCUCGAUCAUGCGCUCUUUUGCGAGCAGGCAGGCUGGCGGAGAUGGUUGCGGUGUGCCGAUGAUGAGUCCUACUUUUAUUCGGAUGCUGGAAUUCGACACGGAGCAUACCCGCUUUGCGAGCAAAUAUAACCUCUUCUUCUACCGAGAAGAGGGCGUGGACCCGUAUACUCAGGAUAACAUCGGGUUAAAUGGCGUUCCAGUGCUUUUUCUUCCCGGCAAUGCUGGCAGUUACCGGCAGGUCCGAUCCUUGGCCGCGGAGGCCUCCCGGCAUUACUACGAUAUUGUUCGACACGAUGAGGACCGCCAUGCGGCCGGAACCCGCAGCUUGGACUUUUUCAUGGUGGAUUUCAACGAGGAUAUGGCCGCAUUCCACGGGCAGACGUUGUUGGAUCAGGCAGAAUACGUGAACGAAGCCAUUUCCUAUAUCCUCUCCCUCUACCACGACCCACGACGAACUCGGCGGGAUCCGGGGUUACCGGACCCCAGUGCGGUGAUCCUGAUCGGUCACUCUAUGGGUGGCAUUGUGGCUCGCACUUCCCUGACCAUGGCCAACUACCAGGCCAACUCGGUCAACACGAUCAUCACCAUGUCUGCGCCGCACGCGAAGCCUCCCGUUUCCUUCGACUCCGACAUUGUCCAUACCUACAAACAGAUUAACGACUACUGGCGUGAGGCCUACUCGCAAACGUGGGCAAACAACAACCCGCUGUGGCAUGUGACGCUGAUUUCGAUUGCCGGUGGUGCGCGCGACACCGUGGUUCCUUCUGAUUACACCAGCAUUACAUCCCUCGUGCCCGAGACGCAUGGAUUCACUGUUUUCACAUCUUCCAUUCCUAACGUCUGGAUCGGCAUGGACCACCUCUCGAUCACCUGGUGUGACCAGUUCCGGAAGGCGAUUGUCAAGUCGCUGUUCGAGAUUAUCGAUGCCCGACGCCCGACACAAACUAAACCGAGAGCAGAGCGCAUGCGAGUGCUCAAGCGGUGGUAUUUGACUGGAUUGGAGUCCGUCUCCGAAAGAACAUUAGCCCAAAUGGAACCGAAUACUCUGUUGACUCUCGAAGACAACGCCAACACGAUUCUGGCUCAGGGCCAGCGGCUCAUCCUCCGCGAACUGGGCCUGCAACAUGGCCCUGAUGUGCGACUGUUGCCGAUUCCGCCUCAGGGUGUCUCGGGUAAGAAGUUCACACUCAUUACAGACCAGACUCUGGAUAAGCAGGGAAAUAUCGAGGUGCUGUUUUGCAGCGUCUUCCCGCUGAACAAUGGCCGGUCAACCGUCUUCUCUAUGAACUUGGAUUUCUCUGGCGGGACUGUGGGUUCGACCCGGUUGGCUUGUAAGAAUGCGGCGGAAGACGUUAUUCACCUUCCUGCUUCGACUCUGACAUCGCGAAAUGCGUGGGAGCGUGUGCCACCAUUCUCCUACCUUCAGUAUGAUCUGGAGGGUCUUGCAGAGCACCAGUUCGUGGCCGUCGUGGACAAAGCCAACGUGCGAACGCCCGGCUUCUUGGUCGCAGAGUUCUCGGACAGCUCAGAUUCGAUGAUUCGAGCCAAAGUUGGACUCGGCAGUUUGCUGGGUGCAGGCCUCAAGAUGCGGCUCCCUGCUAACAGGCCCAUGCUCACCGAAGUGCAAAUUCCGGCAUUGCACUCGAGUCUUCUCGACUACCGGCUCAAGAUCACCCGGCACCCUGAAAAGGAGGAGCUCUUCGCUCCGCUGCUUCGGCAGUCAAUUCCUGACCCUCACGAGUCGAAGUUCUUUGUGAACGUCGAUGAGGUCGAUGUCAACCUGCACGGCAUCGCACCCUACAUGCCAACGCCGCUCCGCGAGCAAGCCUCGAAGGGCGGGGUGUCGUUCCAGCUCUGGACUGACCCCAGCUCGGGCUCAACGGUUGACAUUUCACUGCAGGUUGAUAUUGCCAGCAGUCUUGGCGAGUUGGUGAUGCGAUAUCGCACUGUCUUUGCUGCUUUCCCGCUGCUGGUUGUGGCUCUUGUGCUCCGCAAGCAGUUCCAGAUCUACGAUGAGUCUGGUUACUUCGUCCCCUUCGCCGAUGGCCUCGAUCGCGCCUUGCGCACCUCUCUUCCGUUGUUGUUGGUGGCCAUGUCGCUUCUGGCAUCUUCUCUCGCCACCUCGAAAGCUCUCCCUCAGUCCGAUGACCCUUUCCAUUGGCGCACCAACUCAACCGAAACUCCUCUUGACUUUACGAAGAACGAUCUUCUUCUGGGAUCACAAGAUGCAUUUUUCUGGUUCCUUAUUCCAAUUUUUGGGGUUCUUAGCGUUGGCGCUUGCGUGUUGGUCAAUUAUGCCGCCCUCCUUCUCGUCAACAUUUUCUCCGUUAUCUAUGGAGCCGUGAACAGCAAGUCGGGCUAUAUUCGACGCGAAGACCGAGGAAAUCUCCCGAUCUUCAGCACUCCUAGCCCUCGACGACGCGUGAUUCACACCGCUGUCCUGCUCAUUCUCGUCUCAACGAUCAUCCCUUACCAGUUUGCCUACAUGGUUGCGUGUAUCGUGCAGCUGGCGACAUGCGUACGGGCGCAAUGGCAUGCCAGGGAAACCAAAUCCGCCCAGCACAUCAAUUUCAACAACUACGCGCAGUCCAUCCUCAUCCUCAUGUUGUGGGUCCUGCCUAUCAAUGUGCUGGUGCUCCUGGUUUGGGCCCACAAUCUCGUGGUGCAUUGGUUCAUGCCAUUCUCCUCCCAUCACAACGUGCUGUCCAUCAUGCCGUUCCUCCUCCUCGUCGAGACCAUGACUAGCGGUGCGAUGAUCCCGCGGAUCAUGAAUCGUUUCAAACACGUCACCUCAAUAAUCUUCUUCGCCAUCGCCAUGUACUCCGCCGUCUACGGCGUGACGUACGCCUACCUCCUCCACCACCUGGCCAACCUCCUCGCGGCCUGGUUCGUCGGUAUCUAUUUAGUGGGUAAUAAUUUCUCUCCGCGUCGUCUCUGGCGCAUCAUCGACGGCGACGAACUUCCCGCCGAAUCAGGGAGCCGCCACGUUAAGAAGAAGCCGUGA